Molecule: messenger RNA, 2298 nt
Organism: Symbiodinium necroappetens
Lineage: Eukaryota; Dinophyceae; Suessiales; Symbiodiniaceae
Source: the annotation of a GenBank genome assembly
AUGCCUUGUCUCGGUCUUGGCAGUGCCAGGGACUACAAGGUGUCGCUUCCAGCUGUGGAGGAGGACCGAAGACCCGACCAAACUACGCUCGAUGAUCGCUGGGGCGUUUGGGAGGCAAGAAGCUGCGAUGCUUCAGUUCACGUGGUCCGUCUUCAUCUUGCCGGAGAGGAGGUUCUGAGCUGCUUCUCAACAAGAGAGGACGCUCUGGCCUUCCAGCUUGAGCAGCUGCAUUCAAAGCUUUCAUGGCCACGCCAAGUGCUUGACCAGUUACCAGAAAGAUCUCGGAUGUGGGAUCACCCGGAGGAGCUGGAGGUGCUGAAGCAGUAUGCAUUUCGCGACGUCACCCUUGCACGAAAGGAUUCGGUUGAAGACCCUGCCGAAGGUCAUGCGCUGACACUUCCCCAGUUGGAGUCCUACCGGGACCGUGGCUUCCUGCUGGGAUUGCAGAUCCUGGAUGGUGAGGAUCUGGCCAGUGCUCGGAGAGACUUCGACGACAUGCUGGCAGAGCGCACAGACAGGGCGCCCGAUGAUGAGUUCAGAUUCCGUGCGGCACAUACCCUGAGUCGCCCGCUGCACCAGGCUUCAAUGCCCUCAGACGGAUGCAGCCGAGUGUAUGUGUUGCAGGUGACGCUUGCCUGCCUUCUUUGGUGUCUUUUUGUUUCCUUAAUUCCCAUCUAUGCCAAGCGCGUUUUUGAUGGUGGCUUUGGAUUCGGCAAGUUUCCAUACCCUUGCUUCGCUGCGCACAUGCAGCUGGCUGCUGCAAGCCUCCUGCUUGGCAUCGUCCAUCUCUCGCAGUACACAAUGUCCUGCACCGCCAGCACCGGGUCAGGCCAAGCAUCAUGGCUUCUCGGGCCCCACUUGUGCUUCAAGUUGAAGUACGCAAGUCCACCAGGUAUGGCUUUCGGGUUCAAGUAUGCGGUCACCAAUGUGGCCCUGUCACUGGUGGAUAACUCUACGCACGUGCUCCUGGGUGCCACUGAGCUGCUGUGGGUCUUGGCCCUGGCAGUUACGAUCAACUCGGAGCGACCGGGUGUUCUGGAAGUGACGGCCGUCCUGGUAAGCUUGGCCGGUAACAUUAUUGUGGCCUUGGGCCUGGCAACUGGCAUCGAUGCACCCUUUUGGCCUCUCUUCCUGAACCUCUUGGCUCCCUUUAUUGGUGCUCUCUGCAUCUCAACGCUUCGGAAGGGUGUGGCCGGCCUCUUUGACCCAGGGAACAGGCUGGGCGGUACAACGAGCCUAGUCGAGUUCACAGUUCUGAAAUUGGCGGUGGCCUCGCUUGCAGCCCUUGUCUCAGCCAUGGUGUUGGAGAGCGGACUCUGGUCUUUUCAGAAAAAUCCAGACCCUUGGUGGAAAGCACUGGCUGCCUACCCUGUGGCCGGUGUGGCGACAAUACUGGCCAGCGGCGUUUUGACUUCCGUUCUUCAUGUCACACUUGCUUGGUUGGCGUGGCUAACAUCGGCCAUGGCAGUUGGUCUUCUUGGCGAGGUCAAAGUUUUACCUCAAUGGUCCCUCAAUCAAAUCUUCGGAACCAAGCAUGUGCUUUCAUCUUCCUAUUUACUUGGUGCUGGACUGGGCAUUGCUGGAGCAUUGCUGUAUGCUGCUGCCAACCUGAUAGCUCAGACGCGAGGCAAGCUGAUCCUCAAUACAUCCGGGUUCUCAUUUCAGCCUAGGGAGGAUGCCAAGCCGCCGCAAAGCCAGUCGGCAGAGAUGUACAUAGCGAGCUCACCCUCUGCCUCUAGUCGGUCAGGCACAGAGUCACUCACUGGCGUGGAGGCGAGCGACAGCAACAUCCGCGAGUUUUCUGUUCACAUGGCUUUGGUGCAGAAGAUGGCGACCAGCCCCAGGGUUUUGGCCAUCGUCCAGGCCGGGAUCUCGCCACAAUUCUGCUGCUGGAGCGCUCACCUCUUUUGCAAGCUGCCCGGGGAUCCGACCUCCCAGCCGUGGCACCAGGAUGCGGGCUUCUGGCCUUUGUCGGAGUCGCGGGCGGUGACCUUGUGGAUCGCUUUCGAUGACGUGGACGAGUCCAAUGCGGCCGUUCAUUUCAUAGAGGGCAGUCACCGCUUUGGGCGAUUGCCAUGGAAGGCAACCAAUACCACCCACCACCUGCUGACGCAGGAGAUCCCGGAUGUAGAGCUCCUGGGUGCGCAGGUGGCCUUCCAUCGAGAUUGGAUGCACCGUGUGCAGCUCGGAAAGGGCAUUGAUAGUUUUGAGAUGUUCGUGGUGUGGGUCUUUGCAUUGAGCUCUGAGGUUACGAAUGCAGUUGUACCAGUUGUCCUGAACCUAGUCUCAUCGCUCUGA